Messenger RNA from Arachis stenosperma, 603 nucleotides. RefSeq names its product aspartic proteinase nepenthesin-1-like. The coding region runs from base 1 to 603 and encodes 200 amino acids. The record is from RefSeq and is a predicted model, not a curated record. NCBI's taxonomy places the organism in Eukaryota, Viridiplantae, Streptophyta, Magnoliopsida, Fabales, Fabaceae. Gene Ontology annotation, cellular component: extracellular region. The transcript has a single exon.
AUGAAGUACAAAACUGGAUCCAUUAACAGCACAGGCGUGCUUUCCAGUGAGACCUUCAGAUUCCUCUCUACUUCGUCACCAAGUGAUACGGAGGCGGUGAAAGGGAUUGUCUUCGGGUGCGGUUAUAAAAACUAUGACGAUGAUGGUAAUGCUGGUGAUGCUUAUCAGAUAGCAGGGACUUUUGGCAUGAGCCCUGGUCCCCGCUCUUUUCUAAGCCAAUAUAAAGCAAAAAAAAUUUCAUUCUGCAUGGUUCCGCGCUAUGUGAAAAACCCUCCAUCAACCUACCUGAGGUUUGGCUCAGAAGUGAAGCCGUUAACAAGGUUUCAGACGGUGGAUCUUCUUAUGACAAGGGCAACUAAAAAUCACUUUGUUCUACAGCUGGAAGACCUUGGAGUAAACGGCAAGAGGCUUCGGAUUGAUCGGAGAAAGCUUGGAGAUCAGCAGUUAGUUGUUGACUCUGGCUCCACUGAUUCAUUUAUACUGAACGGUGCCCAUGAAAAACUUGUGAGUAAAUUAGAUAGCAUUCUAAUUACCGCAACUGGGGACUUUGAAAAGGAUGUUGUAACCUUUAAAGACAAAAUUUGUCAUAAUAGGAUGAAGUAG